AUGCGUAAGAAGGUGUAUUUAGAUAACACUAUCGAGUUCUUACGUGGACGGGUAUACCUGGGAGCAUACGACUACACGCCACAGGAUACUGAAGAUAUAGUCUUCUUUACCGUGGAAGAUAUUCUCUUCUAUAACAGGUUUCAUUUGGAUUUUGGUCCAUUACAUGUUGGUCAUCUUUACCGUUUUGCGGUGAUAUUUCAUGAGAUUUUGAACGAUCCGGAAAAUUCAGGCAAGGCAGUUGUGUUUUACUCUUCAACAUCCACGAGACAGCGCGCCAACUCCGCGUGCAUGUUGUGCUGCUAUAUGCUGCUGGUGCAGGGCUGGACACCCCAUCAGGUACUGCAGCCUCUUGCACAGGUCGAUCCACCCUUUAUGCCUUUUAGAGAUGCAGGCUAUUCUAACGCUGACUUCGAAAUCACAAUUCAAGAUGUUGUGUACGGUGUGUGGAGGGCCAAGGAAAGAGGUCUCAUUAAUCUGAACACAUUCCAACUAGAAAUAUACGAGAAAUACGAAAGAGUGGAGAACGGUGACUUCAAUGUGCUCACUCCUGACUUCAUAGCCUUCGCUUCUCCGGAAGAAGAUAAGCAUCACCGAGUGGGUCCCGCCAGUUCGAAAUCCCACCUGAAUGCACCUUUCCGUAGUGUGCUCAAAUAUUUUGCGGAAGACAAUGUUCAAUUGGUGGUCAGAUUGAACUCCCAUCUGUAUAACAAGAAGCAUUUUGAGGACAUGGGCAUCAAACAUAUCGAUAUGAUCUUUGAGGACGGUACCUGUCCUGACAUGUCCAUAGUUCAAAACUUCAUCGGAGCAGCAGAAACAAUUAUUAAACAGGGUGGUAAAAUUGCUGUACAUUGCAAAGCUGGUCUGGGAAGAACAGGUUGCCUUAUUGGCGCACAUCUUAUCUAUACCCAUGGCUUCACCGCUAACGAAUGUAUAGCUUUUCUACGAUUCGUUAGACCGGGUAUGGUGGUAGGUCCUCAACAGCAUUGGUUAUACCUCAACCAAAAUAGUUUCAGGGAGUGGAAAUAUACCAUGAAACUGAGCUCAGAACCAAGUGAUGUGAUAGGAGGGCUCUUCCCUCUCGUCACUUUAGAAGAAUAUAAAGCUCAAAAGAAAAAUAAAAAAUCAUCCAAGAAGCUCCUAGAUCGUGAUGGAGAUUAUACGCUGGACGAACAUACCGUUACACCCCCGGACACCAUUGAAAAAAGACAUUUCCACUCAAACGUUGCCGUGCCGCAAAAUUCUCCAGGUCAACCUAGAAAGGGUCACAAUGGUACUAAUACCAUCGAAAAUAUUAACAAAGAAUCGAGGGUUAAGUCUUUUGAUAAUAACAAUAAUAAUAGCGAUGACGAGUCGAUGCAAAUUGAUAGUAGUCAAAGCAAUGCAAAACGUAGAGGUCACACUUCUACAGAGGACAGUGAAGUCCUCAAACAGCUCUUGCCCAAAAAUAAGCGUGUUACAUCAAGCGGUGCCGGCAGAAGGUCUGCCAGUGGUGCAGGUGUGAGAAAGAUUUCAGGAACCGUUAAAAGGUAG
Molecule: messenger RNA, 1530 nt
Organism: Lachancea fermentati
Lineage: Eukaryota; Fungi; Ascomycota; Saccharomycetes; Saccharomycetales; Saccharomycetaceae
Source: the annotation of a GenBank genome assembly